CUGCGGACACGGUACAGGAGAGGACCAGAGACUGCGGACACGGUACAGGAGAGGACCAGAGACUGCGGACACGGUACAGGAGAGGACCAGAGACUGCGGACACGGUACAGGAGAGGACCAGAGACUGCGGACACGGUACAGGGGAUGAGCAGAGACUGCGGACACGGUACAGGGGAUGAGCAGAGACUGCGGACACGGUACAGGGGAUGAGCAGAGACUGCGGACACGGUACAGGGGAUGAGCAGAGACUGCGGACAUACUACCGGACCGGACUGCAGAGCAGGGAGCGCAGUACAAAGACAUGUCAGGAGUGGGGAGGAGCUCCGAGGAGAGGCCACACCUGCAGGGCA
Molecule: messenger RNA, 350 nt
Organism: Staurois parvus
Lineage: Eukaryota; Metazoa; Chordata; Amphibia; Anura; Ranidae
Source: the annotation of a GenBank genome assembly